Messenger RNA from Scophthalmus maximus (turbot), 1684 nucleotides. It is a transcript of the gene adat1, whose product is annotated as adenosine deaminase tRNA specific 1. The coding region runs from base 194 to 1591 and encodes 465 amino acids. The record is from RefSeq and is a predicted model, not a curated record. Gene Ontology annotation, molecular function: RNA binding; adenosine deaminase activity. Gene Ontology annotation, biological process: RNA processing. The transcript is spliced from 9 exons. NCBI's taxonomy places the organism in Eukaryota, Metazoa, Chordata, Actinopteri, Pleuronectiformes, Scophthalmidae.
UUCCGGUCCCGCCCGGAAGUAGCUUCUCUGUUUUUCCCGGGAUGUCUAAAAAGAAAAAGAACAACAACAGACGAGUCAGUUGAAUCUUUUAAUCGGAUUAUUCUUCACAUGUUGUUCGCGUGACGUCGUGACUAUUUGAAAAACUCGCAUGUCCGAACCCGGAAGUGUGUCCGCUGUCCGGUCCGGGUGAAACAUGGUGGACGCGGAUGAAAUCGCCCGGUUGUGCUACGAGCGCUUCGCCGCGCUGCCCCGGCGGGGGAAGCCCGAGGCGGGCAGAGAGUGGACCCUGCUGGCCGCGGUGCUCCAGCUCACCCGGGGGCCGGACUGCGACUCAGUGAAGAAGGAGAUCGUUUCUCUGGGAACUGGAACCAAGUGUAUUGGACAGACACACAUGAGUCCUGAAGGUGAUGUACUGAACGACAGCCACGCAGAAGUCAUCGCCCGGAGGGGCUGUGUCAGGUACCUGCUGCAGCAGCUCCUCAGGGUCGCGAGCGGCGGCGACAGCUCCGUGUUCUGUCCGUCUGAUGAACGAGGGAAGUGGAGACUGAAGCCUGGAGUCUCCUUCCUGUUCUUCACCAGCCACACUCCCUGUGGCGACGCCUCUAUCGUCCCCAUGACGGACAGCCGGUCUGAGCCCCGCCCCCCCGUCGACCCCGGACCACAGGGCAGUGAAGAGACGGACGCUGGCGGAGACCUGAAGAGGAAACGAGAGGAGGCGAGCAAUGGUCCGAGCACCAAGCUGCUCCGUCUGGGUGAGACGAGGACACUGGAGAGAGGACAGAGUCCCGCCGCAGAAACACCUGUAGAACCAGAACCAGAACCAGAACUCUGUCCACGGGUCCCGGACGUCCACAGGACGGGGGCCCGGUGUGUCCCCGGGGGCCCCGACGACCCCCUGCGGCCCGGGGCCGGGUACCACGGCGCGGGGCUGCUGCGGGUGAAGCCGGGUCGGGGCGAACCGACCCUGUCGCUCUCCUGCAGCGACAAGCUGGCCCGCUGGGCAGUGCUGGGCUUCCAGGGCGCGCUGCUGUCGCACUACCUGCAGGAGGCGCUGUACUUCAGCGUGGUGGUGACGGGGAAGUGUCCAUACAGUGGAGACGUGAUGCAUCGGGCGCUGUCGUCAAGGUGUUCCCACGUGUCCGAUCUCCCGGCCGGUUUCUCCGUGAGUCCGCCGCUGCUGCUCCGCUCCGACCUGGAGUUCCCUCUCAGCCAGGCCCAGACCGAGCUCCGGCACCGGGCCGGACAGGGACGCGUCUCCCCCUGCGGGGCAGCCAUCAGCUGGUGUAAUGUGCCUGAGCAGCCACUAGAUGUCACCGCCAACGGCUACAAACACGGAGUCACCAAGAAGAAUCUGGGAACUGUGAAAGCAAGGUCUCUUCUGUGUAAAGUGGAGCUGUUCCGCUGCUUCCUGUCUCUGGUUUCAGCCACGGAUCCGUCAGCGCUUCCCGACUCGCUCAGGGGAGCCGACCUGCAGACGUACUGGGACUACAAGCGGGCGGCCCACUCGUACCAGCGCGCCCUGCAGCAGCUGCUCCUGCAGGCCUUUCCUCUGUGGCCGCGCAGCGACAGACGUCUGCUGAUGUUCCGCUGAAAAGAACCUGCAGCUCAGAACGUUCCACUGAUGAAACAGAAUCAUCUCCAUCCAUUGUCACUUUUUUAAUUAAAUGAUAAAACUGCCUGAAAA